Hydractinia symbiolongicarpus is the source of this 2805-nucleotide messenger RNA. RefSeq lists its product as uncharacterized. Lineage: Eukaryota; Metazoa; Cnidaria; Hydrozoa; Anthoathecata; Hydractiniidae. The coding region runs from base 1 to 2805 and encodes 934 amino acids. The transcript has a single exon. Gene Ontology annotation, molecular function: nucleic acid binding. The record is from RefSeq and is a predicted model, not a curated record. Gene Ontology annotation, biological process: DNA integration.
AUGACAUCAGUAACCACACCAUGUCGUAUAGUUUUUGAUGGAUCAUUCCCUACAGCCUCUGGUUUCAGCCUCAAUGACAUACUUGCAAAAGGUAGUAACAAUCUGAACAAACUUCAAGAGAUUCUCGUUCGCUGGUCAACCCACAAGAUCGGUAUUCACACAGACAUUCGUAAAAUGUACAAUACGAUACGACUUCACGAGAAACAUUGGUGCUACCAAAGGUAUGUUUGGCAGGAAAAUCUCGAUGUAAACAGAAUACCAUGUGAAAAAAUUAUCAAAACGCUCAUUUAUGGGAUAAGAUCAAGCGGUAACCAAGCUGAGCAGGGACUCAGAGAAAUCGCAAAUACGUUCAAGGAAAAAUUCCCAGAAGUACACAGAAUUGUUCAUGAAGACGUCUACGUCGAUGACUGUAUUACUGGGGAAGAUGAGGUCAAUACAGCACAUUCGCGAGCAGAUCAAUUGGAAUACGUUAUUCAACCUUGUGGUUUUGUCUUGAAAGGAGUUACCUUUUCUGGAGAUAAACCACUUCCCAAUCUUACAGAUGAUGGUGAAUCAAUCAUGGUUGGAGGAAUGAAAUGGUUUCCGGAAACUGAUGAGCUAUCAUUGAAUAUAUCUCAACUCAAUUUUGCAAAGAAGUUAAGGGGAAAGACGCCAGAAGGUGCCACUAAUAUCAUCCCUAAAAAGUUAACCAGAAGACACUGUAUAUCGAAGGUUGCAGAAAUCUAUGACCUAACUGGAAAAAUCGCUCCACUCGUAGCCUCACUGAAGUUAGACUUACGUGAAUUAUGUCUUCGGCAAUUUCAUUGGGAUGAUGUUCUACCUGAUGACCUUCGUCAGAUUUGGUUGUCAAAUUUUGAAAUGAUGAAGGAAAUUGGAAACAUUCGAUUCAAACGCACAAUUAUUCCUCAAGAUGCUGUAAGUAUGGAUAUAGAAUUACUCGACUUUGGAGAUGCCAGUCAACAUCUUGUUUGUGUAUGCACUUAUGCCCGUAUUUUACGAAAGAAUGGCAAUUAUUCAUGUCAGUUAGUGUUAUCAAGGACAAGAACUGUACCCAAGGAUUUAUCACUUCCCAGGGCAGAACUUUAUGCUGCACUUCUGAACACUCAUACCGGAGAGAUUGUCAAACGCUCAUUCAAGAAUCUUGUCAAAUCUACUAAGAAGUUUACUGACAGUCAGAUCACUCUUCAUUGGAUCAGUAACGAUGAGAAGCCGUUAAAACAGUGGGUGAGGAACCGUGUUUUGGAGAUACAUCGUUUUACAUCGAAAGAUCAAUGGAGCUACGUACAAUCCAAGAAUAUGGUAGCUGAUAUAGGUACAAGACGUGGUGCCACCAUUGAAAAUGUAAAUCAGUCAUCAACAUGGAUAAAUGGUCUCAAUUGGAUGCAUCUACCAGCAGAUAAGUUUCCUGCGCAAUCUACGGCCGAAUUGAGGUUGUCGGAGCAUCAAAUGUCGGAGGUGGAGAAGAAAAGGAUCAUUUGGGUUCAUCACAUGACUGCCUCUAACAUUUCAGCGACCCUGCUGGAAGAGAUGAGAAGGCGUUAUCGGUAUUCACAAUACCUACUAGAUCCCCUCAGGCACAAAUUCACCAUGGUCAUCAAUAUCAUGGCAUACGUGAUCAGAUUCUGCAAGAUCCUCAUUAAUCAUAUCAAAGUCAACAAAAAAGCCAAGCCUCAUUCAAUUGUGCUUCGUGAUGAAAAAAUCAAAGCCGCCGAAAGAUAUUUCUUUGAAAAGGGGACAAAAGAAGUCUACCAUUUCUUAAGCAAAUCAAAGUAUGAAAAAAUCUCGACAGAAAAGGAUAACAUCCUGCUAUAUACAGGGCGAAUUCUACCAGAUAAAGAAGUGAAAAUUGCUGGUACAUUUACAGAGGUGAUGAAAGAUUUGUCUUCAGUUACGUUUUGCGUUCCCUUACUUGAAAAAUUUUCACCAAUAGCGUACAGUAUAUCGUUAGACGUGCACUGGAUUAACACAACAGUAAAACAUUCUGGUGUUGAGACAACACAUCGAUAUGUCCUCAAGAAGGUACAUAUCAUUGAAGGAAGAAUCCUCAUCAAACAUAUCAAACGAUCAUGCCUUCGCUGCAGAUAUCUUGCCAAACGAACGGUUAAAAUGGCAAUGGGACCGAUAUCUUCGUGUAACAUGACCAUUGCUCCAGCCUUUUAUUUUACCCAAUUAGAUUUAUCUGGUCCAUAUCAGUCUUAUACGCCACAACAUAAGCGUACAACCACAAAGAUAUGGUUAAUUGUCUUUUGUUGUUGUGCCACAUCCGCUGUGAAAAUCAAAGUUAUGGAUAAUUAUUCAACGACAUCCUUCAUUCAAGCAUUCACAAGAUUUUCCUGUGACCACGGGUACCCAAAACGUGUUCUUUGUGAUGAAAGCAGCCAACUUGUAAAAGGCUGCAAAGAGAUGCAUCUGGAUUGGAUCAACCUCAAAUCAAAAUUAAUGAAAAAAGCUCGGGUUGAAUUUGAUGUGUGUCCGGUACAAGGGCACAAUAUGCACGGAAAGGUGGAACGGAAAAUUAGAGAGAUAAAUUUAUCAAUUGAGAAGAAUCUACAAAAUCACAGAUUGUCGAUACUACAGUGGGAAACUUUAGCUUCAAGUAUUGCUAAUCAGAUCAAUAAUUUACCCUUUGCUGUAGGAGAUAUCACAGGAGGCUUUGAAUGCAUAGAUCUCAUUACACCUAACAGAUUACUACUGGGACGUAACAACGAGCAAUGUCCAGAUGGAAUAAUUUUCUGUGAUAACCCAACGAAGAUCAUCAAGGAAAAUGAAAAAUAUUCAACGCAUGGUUUGAAGUAUGGCUUCUAG